AUGUGGAAAAAAGUAGAUGCAGAACACAAGAGGUUGAGACCACACAAUAGUGGAACCUCAGAGGAGAAGAUGAAUGCAAAGUUUUGUCUUCCCUCGGAUCUUGUAGCUUUGAUAUUGUCUCGUCUUGCUUUGAAAGACAACUUAUGCUCUUCUCUUGUUUGCAAGACAUGGUGUGAGAUUGCUGCUUCUGUUCGGGUUAGAGAUCCUCCUUACUGGCUUAUGUAUCCUGAUCGAUGCUUUGUCAGGGGCGUCUCUUACGGGUUUUACGACCCGAUAAAGAAGAAGAAGACAAAAGCCAUGAAUCUACUUGAGUUGUCGAUAAGUUCACAUAUCGCUUGUUCCAAUGAUGGGUGGUUACUCAUGAUAGACUUGGGUUUACAUCUCAACAUCUUCUUCUUCAAUCCUUUUACUCGAGAGUGCAUAAACUUGCCUAGAUUCGAAGGGUUACUAUCGAAUUAUGGUUUCUCUUGUGCUCCUACGAAGAAAGGGGCAUUCGAUCCAUCUGCACGUACUUGGACCGUUCUUCCUAUGGAGCCGAUCCCUAGCCCUGGCCCUCAUGUUCGCACGGUCAGGUGGAUGACUAAUUAUAAAGGACAGAUCUUUCUUGUAGAUGCAUCGUCUCCGGACCCGAUGGUGUUUAGGCAGAACCGGUUGGAGAUGGUUUGGGAAGAGAAGGAAAUUCUUGAUGGUUCAUCAGUAUUUGUGUGUGAUGGGUCAUGCGUGAUGACCACUGGGCUCACAGGGUCAAUGAGUAACAUUGUGAAUAUCUGGAACAGUCAUAACUUUGGGAAGUAUCUCGACAUGUAUCAUUUUCCUUUGAAGCGUAAUCGCCCCAACAAGUAUUCCUUAUAUAGCAGGAGCUUUUGUGAAGACCCUGAAGGGUAUUAUUUUGAAUAUCAGACCGAGAAUCGGAUUAAUGGUGCCUGGAUUGAGCCGCCCCACGACAUCUCUAUCUUUGAUUUUUCCAUUCUUGAUCCCUCUAAUGCCAUCAAUACACCUCUGCUUAUUUUAAGUCUCAGCUUCAUCUUGCUACUCCUAAAGGCUUAA
Molecule: messenger RNA, 1047 nt
Organism: Arabis nemorensis
Lineage: Eukaryota; Viridiplantae; Streptophyta; Magnoliopsida; Brassicales; Brassicaceae
Source: the annotation of a GenBank genome assembly